ACGCCGUUUGCCCCCUCUCGGCUCCCGUAGCGGCCGGUUGCGGCGCGGCCGGUGGCGGCCAUGGCGCAGCCCGGUGGGAGCCGCCCCGUCACCGUCAGCGACGUGCAGCAGCUGGUGAAGAGGAAGGACGAGAUCGAGGCGCAGAUCAAGGCCUGCUACGAGCUGCUGGAGGGCCAAAAGGGCGUCGGGAUGAACGAGCCGCUGGUUGACGCGGAGGGGUUUCCCCGUGACGACAUCGAUCUCUACCAAGUGCGCACCGCCCGGCAUAACAUCAUCUGUUUGCAGAACGAUCACAAGGCCCUGAUGAAGCAGGUAGAGGAAGCUCUUCACCAGUUGCACGCCCGGGAGAAGGAGAAGCAUGCCAGGGAUGAGGCGGAGGCGUUGGCUGAGGCAAUGAGCCAGAACCAGAGCCUGCCACAGGCUUUUGCUAAAGUGAACGCGGUGACUCCGGGAUCUCCAGCAAGUAUCUCGGGACUUCAGGUCGAUGAUGAGAUUGUGGAGUUUGGUUCUGUUAAUGUAAACAACUUCCAGAACCUGCAGAACAUCGCCACAGUAGUGCAGCACAGCGAAGGGAGACCCCUGAGUGUGACUGUCAUCCGCAGCGGCAAAAAAGUGCAUGUGGGGCUGACUCCAAAGCGCUGGGCUGGGAAGGGCCUCUUGGGCUGCAAUAUUGUUCCCUUGCAAAGAUGACCAUUGCUUGGAAAACAAUAAAGCUGAAGCUUGUGCCUGCUUUCUGGACUCUGAUCUGGUUUGAAAACUUCCUACAUGUUUUUGCUGAAACAAAUGUUUUAGAGGCUGUGACCUCCAGGUGUCUGACUUGCAGAGUCUGAAGAGGUUCUGAUAGGGCAGAGCCUGCCUGCAAUUCAGAAUUGCACUGGUUCAUCAGGAGCAGCUUGCAGAUUUGCAAGAUGUGGCUUUUCAUCUCUUACACCUUGUAUCAAUUUGGAAUGAGACUAUAGAGUCCCAAACUUCACUUGAUACAGGCUCUAAAAAGCAUGAAAUACUCUUACUUGGUGAUAACAGCAUUCCUUUUUUUCCCCUGUAAAAUUCCUCACUGAACACUUUGUAAUAUAUGCUAAAAAGUCCCGGAGCACUUUUUGGUGUCUAUAAUAGAUGACAGUCAAGAAAUAGGCAGGUUUGAUACUUUAUCUUCCCCAUGUUACCACAACUUUUGAAGUCACUAAAGACAAUGAAAGAAUUUUUGGAAUGCCUAAUUAUUUUAAGUUAAUGAGAUAAGGAAUAGGGGUUUUAAUUCUACUUUGAUUUACUUUUAGUAGUUUGUGUAGUCAUGAUAAAAGUACUCCUAAUCUGGCUUCUCUUUUUUUUUUUUUAAUAUAUUUUUUUUAAUUUGUUUAUUUGUGGUAGUUGGUUUAGUGUGUGUAAACUCUUUGAGGGGAUUUUGGGUAUGAUUGGUUUGGUUUAAGCUUGUUUCCAGUUCAUCUUCAGAAUACUCUCCCAAAACAAUAAAACUGACUAAUGCCUCUCUC
Molecule: messenger RNA, 1487 nt
Organism: Harpia harpyja (harpy eagle)
Lineage: Eukaryota; Metazoa; Chordata; Aves; Accipitriformes; Accipitridae
Gene: PSMD9
Product: proteasome 26S subunit, non-ATPase 9
Exons: 6
Coding region: 61-690 (209 amino acids)
Biological process (GO): proteasome regulatory particle assembly
Cellular component (GO): cytoplasm; nucleus
Molecular function (GO): protein binding
Source: RefSeq, a predicted model, not a curated record